UUCCUUGAAAGAGUUUUCAUUUGAUUGACGAUCAUAGGAUAGCUUUGUGUUUGUGUGACAAUGGCAGGAAAAAUGGUGCUCAUUCUUGUCGCAAUCGCUGUUGUGGGAUCGAUGAUCACGGCCAAUGCAAGCUUCUUCGAUGCUUGGGCAGGGCCUGGGUGUAACAAUCGGCUGGAGCGCUACCGCGCUUGUGGAUGCAACAAUGUUGGAGCCUCGCAGCACGGCGGCUACAGCUUUGCGUACCAGGGCCAGACUGCUGCGGCCUACAACACGGCAAACUGCCGAGGUGUGGCACACACACGGUUUAGUAGCUCUGUGCAGGACUGCUCGGGCUUUGGAUGGAGAAGCAUCUUCAUCCAGUGCUAAAGGGCUCCAUGGCUCAAAUCAAAUUGCCAAAUAAAAGAGAAAAAUCUUCCAUGUAAUACUACAUUGCAGCUCUUUAG
Molecule: messenger RNA, 443 nt
Organism: Selaginella moellendorffii
Lineage: Eukaryota; Viridiplantae; Streptophyta; Lycopodiopsida; Selaginellales; Selaginellaceae
Product: antimicrobial peptide 1
Exons: 1
Coding region: 61-366 (101 amino acids)
Biological process (GO): defense response; negative regulation of growth
Source: RefSeq, a predicted model, not a curated record